Messenger RNA from Psylliodes chrysocephalus, 2732 nucleotides. The record is from the annotation of a GenBank genome assembly. Lineage: Eukaryota; Metazoa; Arthropoda; Insecta; Coleoptera; Chrysomelidae.
UAAUAAGAGUUCGCGAUAAUAUCUAAUGAGGCUACUCUUUUUUAAUAGGCGAAUUUUAGUAUUUUUUUCGGUAAAUAUUCAGCACAUUUACCUAAAAGUUUGACGUAGAUCUGCAAAUUAUGUAAAAGAAAUGGCGCUACUGUUAAAGCGAAAUUUGAAGAAAAGCAGCUAUUGAUUGAACGUGAUGAGCUGGGAGCAAGACUCAGGACCUGCAGAUCACGAUAUUCCGAACGAAUCCUUAUACCGCUUUGCAAUCUCCAAUAUGUACAUGUACGAUGAGGAUUAUGAUGACAAUCCGGUAAGCAAAACAAUAGAAGACUGUAAAGCAGAGUUUCAGAACCAGACUGAUUAUCUUCAACAACAUUACCGCAAUGGCUUUUGUAAUGUUACUUUUGAUAGUGUAAUGUGCUGGCCACCGACACCAUAUAAUGAAACUGCGACCAUUAAAUGUUUCAAGUAUUUAUUUAGCAUUAGGUAUAAUGAUACACAAAAUGCUACCAGAAAAUGUGAAAAUGGAAACUGGACGAGACCGAAUUAUGAUAUGUGUAAAGAAAUAAUGCAAAUUCCGGAAGAUAAUGCAAUACAAACUUUAUUAUAUUUUUUGGGGUUCACUUUGAGUCUGGUAACCUUAGUAAUAGCAGUAACCAUUUUUAUAUAUUUCAAAGAAUUACAUUGCCUUAGGAACAAGAUUCAUGUAAAUCUAAUGUUUUCGUACAUUAUAAUGUAUUCGACAUGGAUUGUAAUGCUUAUAUUAAUUAAUCAUAGGGAUGAUUCCAUAAUUGUUUGUGGAUUUGGAACAACUCUUUUACAUUAUUCACAUGUGUCUACGUUUUUCUGGAUGUUCGUGGAAGGCUUCUAUCUAUAUAAUCUGGUUGUGACAACAUUUAGAAAUAAAAUAUUUAAAUUAAGGAUAUAUGCUAGCAUAGGAUGGGGAAUACCCCUCAUUUCUAUUGUAAUAUGGGCAGUUAUUAAGAGUUUUCUAUCAAAGGACGGGAAUUGUCCCUGGUUGUAUGAUGAUUCAAUUGACUGGAUUUACCUAGCGCCUCCUCUGUUAGUUGUGUUUCUCAACUUAAUUUUCCUCUUCAGUAUAAUGUGGGUUUUGAUAACAAAAUUGCGAUCGUCCACAGGCGUUGAGCACCAACAACAUUAUAAAGCUGCCAGGGCACUUCUUGUGCUAAUACCACUUUUAGGAGUCACUUGGGUCAUUACUAUUUAUGUUCCGUCCGAUAAUUUGCGAAACGUAUUCGAGUCUCUGAGAAGCAUACUUUUAUCAACGCAGGGUUUGACAAUUUCAUUAUGCUAUUGUUUUCUGAAUACAGAAGUUCAGAAUAUCAUCAAACAUCACUUCGAAAAUUGGAAAGCACGUAGAUCUUUAGGAUCUCAUUUAGGAAGAAAAAGUACAGAUUGGCAUUCAGGAAUGAAUAAUAAUCGACACACUGAAUGGACUUUGGUAAGCGCUAGCGAAGUAGAAGCUGCUACUCCUAACAAUCACAAUACAGAAACUACUGAAACUACAGAAACUGCAGAAAUGAAAAAUGAAGAAGGAUAAUAAAAAAAAUAUAUAUUUUAAUCUUUUUAGUACCUGAUAAUUUUAGAUUUUAACUUUUUUAAAACAUGUUUCUAAAAUAUAAAAUGUUAAUAAUGACUUUGUUGAUUCCAAGAAUCUUUAAGAUUAACAUUUUUGCGAGAACGGGUUAAAUUAUUUUUACUUUAAAUACAAAAUCAAAGUCAAUGUAAUGCUUGAUGCAUUAAAAUGAUUAUAAUUUUUUCAAUUUUGGAUAGAAGAAUUCGUAGUUUUUGUAUAUUUACUCACAAAAUUACUAACAUGAUAUUUUGUAAUAAACUUGUAAUUACCCACCAAAUUUUAGAUAAUUUUUAUUAUAUUAUAUAUUAAGAAAAAUGUCUGUUUUUUUAAAUCUCAAAUUGUAGACGUCUAUAUUUUCCGUGUUAAAUCUUACAAGCCACAUAAGGGGUCACGCAAGAAUCAUAUUUCUAAUCAUUACUCUUUUUAAUAUUCAUUAAGUAAAAAAAAUUGUUUACAAUUUGAAUUUUUUAAUAUACAAUGUGAAUCCUUAGUUGAUAUUUUUUUUAACCGUGUAUAGAAGUUUACAGAAUUAAAAAAUAUAAUUCCGGAUCUGGACUUGUGCACGAAAAGUUACGCUAAGUAAUAAGUUUGUUUUUAUCUUUUUUGUUUUGUUUUUCCUAUGAUUCGUUGUGUACCGGUUAUUGUAAUUCAGACCGGUGUGAUUUUAGCAGUGUUUGUGAAGCAAAUUGUUCCCUGUGGUAAAUUGAAAUGCGGGUGAUUGCAGAGAUCACGUCAUAGAAAAGUGUGGGCAACAUUGCGGGAAAAUCAGCUGUAUUCCUUUGACGUUCACUUGUUAUCUUGUUCAAGCAUUACAAGUUGAAGAUUUCUCCUGCAAAGUUGUUUUGUUCUUACAACAGCAUGAAUGUGAUUAACAUUUUUCGAAAGUUCUACACAUUAUUUAAGUUAGGUUAGGUAUUGGAAUAUAACAUUUUUAUUUUUGAGUUUUUUUUAAGUUGUUUAUUUCUAUACAUAGUUUAAUAAAUGUAUCAACUUAGGAUUUAUCCUGUAUAUAGAUUUUUUUAAGUUUUUUUGCUGUAGGAUCAUUUGACGAUUGUUUAAAUAUUAGGCAGGAUUCUCCAACUUAAUCUCAAUAAAUAAGUGUUUUUUAAAUGUAAAUAAAUGUUUGUGUAUUUCAUUCAUUAGGGAU